This is a messenger RNA of Suillus paluster, 1000 nucleotides long. RefSeq lists its product as uncharacterized. Gene Ontology annotation, molecular function: structural constituent of ribosome; rRNA binding. The coding region runs from base 126 to 959 and encodes 277 amino acids. The record is from RefSeq and is a predicted model, not a curated record. The transcript has 6 exons. Gene Ontology annotation, cellular component: mitochondrial small ribosomal subunit. NCBI's taxonomy places the organism in Eukaryota, Fungi, Basidiomycota, Agaricomycetes, Boletales, Suillaceae. Gene Ontology annotation, biological process: positive regulation of translational fidelity.
UUUCUUCUAAACCUCCGCCAUCAGAAUCGAACUGCAGUCAGCUCCGUCUCGAUUUUUGUUGGGAGCAGCUUGUAAAAGAAGUUGGAGGACACCCUCGCAUAUAUCGACGAACUUCGCGGCCCAGCAUGAGGGAUGCCAACGUUUUUGCAUUCCGCAAGGCCAUGCCUCGAAUGAGCUGGUCUCCGCGUAAUCUGUACAACCUCUGGAGGCGCUCCUGCGCAGCCGAGGCCGAGGCCAUUGACUUCACCCGCUCGCCUAAGACGCUGUUCCAACAGCGCUGGAUCUCGAAAGCCCUCGUGCGUGCAUACCAUGGCGACUUCAUCAACGAGAAAAUAUUCAAGCGGUGUAAUGGUGAUCUCGACGCGUUUGCCGGACGUACUGAACAGUUGCAGAGAGCGAAGAAGAAAGCGUAUGACGAGCAGAAGAAAGGAUUGGCUCCUGUGGGCAGUUUGAUGCUUGCAGAGGUGGAGAGACGCAUUGACGUGUUCAUCUUCCGGUGCUGUUUUUCGCAUAGUGUCUAUGAGGCACGGAGACUUGUCAUUCAUGGAUCCGUCCUGCUAAAUGGCAAGAAGCACACGAAUGCCAAUACGCGUCUAGCCCCAGGCGACAUGAUCUCGGUUGACCCUGCAGCUAUCCGUUUCCUCCAAGAGCCCGGCUCCUCCAUGACAGAUUCUGAAGGUGAACAACCCUCAGACUCCGAGCCUAAAUCCGAUUCCUUGGAUCCCUCCCAGCCCAAUCCUUCCGCAAAAAUCGCUUCCACAAAGUCCUCCGCCAUAUAUGUGCGCCACCCAACGGCACGCCCAGGAUACAGUGAAAUUCCAACUCCCUACGAUGCUGAUGGUGAAGUCAUUCGGCUGGCAUGGGAAUGGUACUCAAAGAUGCGACCAAGGACCAGGAGUAAGAGUCCAGAUGGCAAGGGAACCAGAGAACCGCAGGGAAUUCCAGAUAAAUUCAAUUAAUCUAGAGUGUUCUUUCUACGUAGAAUGAGGUCUACGCGGGA